Haliotis rubra (blacklip abalone) is the source of this 681-nucleotide messenger RNA. Its product is annotated as integumentary mucin C.1-like. The record is from RefSeq and is a predicted model, not a curated record. The annotation marks the transcript as partial. NCBI's taxonomy places the organism in Eukaryota, Metazoa, Mollusca, Gastropoda, Lepetellida, Haliotidae. The transcript has 5 exons.
AUGGAAGUCCUUAUCCCGGAGAGGUUUACCGACCAAGCUUCUGAGUGUACCCAUAUUGUUUAUCAAGGUCAGUUUCGAACCAAGAAAAGGCACAUGGUGAACGACCUGUUGUUCUACAUAUUUGAAAAAGAAGAAGAAACCUGUUCAGAGCAGGUGGGGCUUCCUACCAACUACGAACAGUCAUCGAGCUCCUCUAUCAUCAAUGGUCAGACAAAAGAAUGCUAUAUCGGUGAUGACAAAAAGUCAACAGAACCCGCUAUCAACGAUAAGGAGGACGAUGAAGAAACAGAAUGGACUAUCACAAGCUCUGACAGUCGAAUGGGGAAUACUGCACCAACUGAGAUGCACCCGAUGACAUAUGUUGACUGUAACGAUAUCAACGUCAGUGCCAUGUUGUGUCCUGACCAUCAGUUCAAGUUAUCUUCCUCCACAAGACUCAAUACUACUCCUGCCACCACCACCACUACUACUACUACUCCUGCCACCACUACUACUACUACUACUACUACCACUACUACUACUACCACCACCACUACUACUACUACUACUACUACUACUACUCCUGCAACCACCACUACUACUACUACCGCCACUACUACUACUACCACCACUACUACCCCUGACACCACCACUACUACUACUACUACCACUACUACUCCUGCCACCACCACUACUACUACU